This is a messenger RNA of Contarinia nasturtii (swede midge), 2742 nucleotides long. RefSeq names its product SET and MYND domain-containing protein DDB_G0273589-like. NCBI's taxonomy places the organism in Eukaryota, Metazoa, Arthropoda, Insecta, Diptera, Cecidomyiidae. The coding region runs from base 143 to 1876 and encodes 577 amino acids. Gene Ontology annotation, molecular function: protein binding. The record is from RefSeq and is a predicted model, not a curated record. The transcript has 6 exons.
AGUGUAAGAACAUUCAUGUCUCUCGCAUUUCAAAACAGUUCUAGUUUCAUUGUAUAAACGAAUGCAUUGCAAAACCAAUUUGGAUGAAAAAUAUAUAAGCUUACAUUAGUAGUCAAUUACACAUCAAUAUCAACGAAAAAUCAUGCAUAAUGGGAACAAAACCAUCGAAAAUUGGCGAAUCAAAGAUAACGACGGCGAAGGUAUCGAAACAUCUUUGGCCGCCACAUUCGAUUUCAAACCGAAUAUAAACAUGCGAUACGGUUCAAACAAUAACGUGCAUAAUUGGCGAGCAACACCGAUCAAUUACAUGCUGUGGAAGACGGAAAAUGGAGGUGAAAAUGCAAUGUACGUGAAUCCAUUUGCCAAUAUCCAAUUGGACUUUCCGGACCGUGUUAAAGAUUGGAACGAAGAAUUCGCUGAACUCAAAUCAACCGAUACCAUUGAUCUCUUGAAGAAGAGUAACAAGAUGUCCGAUCGACUCAUUGAAUUUGGUCAUGAUGAAUAUCGUAGUCGUAAUUGGAACGAUGCCUUGAAUUUUUUCAGUCAGGCGUUAGGUUAUGCUGAACCGAAUACAAUGUAUGAAGGUUUGGCCCAUGGAAAUCGUGCACUAUGCUUUUUUCAAAUGGGAAUAUAUCAAAAGGCCGUUAUCGAUUUUGAAUUUGCAAUGGAUAAAAAUUGUCCCGAACAAUUUUUGAUCGAUGUACAAUCUACGCGUGCUGAAUGUCAAAAACUGGCAAAAAAACACACUCAACCAAAGGUUCGUAUGCCAAAGUUACAUUUACCGGAUAAAAAGUUUCCGUGCAUGUCAAACAAUUUGGAAAUCAAGCGAAACAACGAUUUUGGUAGAUGCAUUUUUGCAAAACGUGAUAUUGAUGUAGGCCAAACGGUAUUUGUUGCGGAAAAUUUUGCAUCGGUCAUCACAACAGACAAUCAAGUGUAUUGUCUCGCUUGCCAUAAGAUCGAAAUGAAUUUCAUCGGUUGCAAGAACUGCGCAAAUGUUAUGUUUUGCAAUGAUGACUGUAUGAACUGGUAUAAUUUGCAUAAAAUGGAAUGCCGAACAUGUUAUCAUCAGAUCGAAGACUGUCACGUCAAAUUUAUCAUCCAAACAUUAUUGGUUGCCAUUGAUAUCUUUCCGAACAUUGACAGCCUGAUCAAAUUCGUCGAAGAGACCAUAAGUGAUCAAGGAUGUGAUAAGAUUCCAAAAACAUCAUGCGAUGCAACAUCAAAAUAUGGCAUUUUUUUGAAAUUGACACCAUCAUUGAAGGACGAUUACAUGUUUCGUGCGUACCAAGCGUUCGCAUGCAUUUCACUAAUACCGAAGGUCAAUUAUUUGUUCGACACGGAGCGAAAGCAACGUUUUCUGAUGCACUUGCUGUUGCAGCACACGAUUGUCAUUCCGAAAAAUGCAUUUUUCGACGAAGCACAAUUCAGCGAUCAGUACACAGUCGAAUACAUAUUUGAUGUUUUGUCAAUGGUCAACCAUUCAUGCAUACCAAAUCUGAGCUUUGACACCGUUGGAAGCAAACUUGGCCAUUGUAUGGCAGUACGGCCCAUCAAGAAAGGCGACCAGGUUUUCAUCAAUUAUUUGGGAAACGAUGUUCAUAAACCAGUUGAACAACGACAGAAGGCGCUGAAAGGAAACUGGGGGUUUGACUGCAAGUGUGACAAAUGUGAACCGGUAGAGCAAACACCCGAGAACGAAGCCAUUAGAGCCGAUCCAUCGUUCAAAUAUGUGAUGCGGAACUGUGAAAUUAUCGACGACAAUACCAAGCGAAUGCAACUCAAAAAGCAAUGCAUCAAAUUCUUGAAAAAAUACGGCAAUCUACCAUGGUCAACGGAACUGGAUUUCGUUAUUGAUUGUUUCACAUCACUCUAAGCAAAUAAGUUAGCGUUUUUUUUAUUUUUUUACUCAUUUUUUUUCGUCACAUUCAUACCAAUUUCUUUGUGUCCAACUGUCCAAGUUAGAGAUUAAAGCUAGUUCUUAGUUUGAAAUAGCCAUUUUUGUGUAAGCUAGUUGUCGCUUUCAAUCUAUUCAUUAAAUAUUAUAUUUAAAAAAAAAAUUGAUCAGAUUCAGAUCAACUGACAAAAAACAAACUACAUUAGAAAAUUCAUAAUGACUGAACUCUGAAUGAGAGAAAACUUUUGUCAAUUGAAAUAUUUACAUUAUUGCAAUAUUCACUUAUGAAAAUGUAAUUUAUACAAUGUUUUUGGUAUGAAGUUGAAAGUAGUCCAAUUGUCAAUCAAUUCAAUCUCUUAAUCGAAAAAAACAUUCGAUUUUUUUGAAAACAUAAGAAAGACUCUAUUUUUUGAACUCAAAAUAGUUUAUCGUCAAUACGUUGUGGACGAACCAUUGAAUGGUUGCAUUAAACUGGGUGCAAGUGCAGUAUUAGAUAGCCGAACGAAAGAAUCUCUUGUCGAUGAAUGUUCGUUUAAAGCCCUUAAUUCACAGGGUGAAAUUAUUGGUGUAGUUGUAAAUUGCUUUAAGGAAAAACGGAAGCCAGAUAACCUAGUUCACAGUUAUUCUGACGAAUGUGAAGAUUGAUGGAAAAAACAUUACAAUUCAUGCGAGAGAAGAAAAUUAAACUGAUACGAGUGUAUUGUACAUGCUUUUAUUCGGCAAAAUUAUGUGAAAAAAAUGAGAUUCAAAAAAGUAUUCGUUUUACCGUUUUUAUCGACUAUAAAGUUGUUGGCAUCAAUGUAUUUUUGAUUCAGAUUUUGGCACAAGAAAUUAAUUAUCCUUAA